UGCUCUGAUCUUCCUUGAAUAGCGUCAAGCUGCAAAGAUGCUUCGAAAAAUGAGAAAAUCCAAAAUAUUAAUUUCACUAAUGUGCAUCGCUGCUAUCGGGCUGUUCUCUGGAUCAUCACUGGAUUUUUCUGUUUUUUCCCUUGGCUUUGGAAAAUCAAGUGUUUGCACCUGCCACAAAUGUUUAGCAGAGGCGGAACCAUGGUUUAGGAAUCUUAUUGAAGCAGCUCCUGAACUCUUUUUGACAAAAAACCAGACACCCUCAGAACAAGUUUUCAACUGGUGGAAGCGAUUACAGUCCAGACAACGCAACUACACCAUCUACAAAAACGCAGUGGAGGCAGCAUUUGAGAUUGUCCCGCCCAUUCCGAAUGUUACGAUGUUUGAACCCCGCCGUGACCGUUGCAGGAGUUGUGCUGUGGUGGGGAAUUCUGGCAAUUUGAGGGGGUCACACUAUGGAAAGCUCAUAGAUUUUCAUAAUAUCGUAAUAAGAAUAAACCGUGGCCGUACCAAAGGCUACGAAGCACAUGUCGGAACCAAAACAACUUAUCGUGUAAUGUAUCCAGAGAGUGCUGUUCAACUGGAUAAUACCACUCACCUUAUAAUGUUUCCAUUCAAGACAUUUGAUUUCCAGUGGCUCUACAAGAAACUCGGUCCAUGGGAAAACAGUGCUGUGAAACCAAGGAGGAUAGCCAACAAAGAUUUGGUGAUCAUCCUCAAUCCAGCUUUCAUGAAAUAUGUUCAUGAAAUGUGGUCAGAAAAGAAGGGUGCCUAUCCAUCCACUGGCUUUUUGACUGUGAUUCUUAGCCUGGUUCUUUGUGACGAGGUCAGCGUUUUUGGCUUUGGAGCAGACAGCGAUGGAAACUGGAACCAUUACUUUGAAACUUUCAGAAACAAACACUUUAAAACUGGUGGUCAUCCAGGAGCAUUUGAAUAUAAACUUAUUGAGCAAUUACACGAUAAGAAGAUAUUAACUUUUUUUAAAGGAUUUUGAAGGUAAUUUUUCUUUCUCUUUUUCUGUUUUUGUCUCUGUCAAUUGAAAUAACAUGAACAGAACUGAUACAUUCGCUAUCGUUUAAGGUAAAUGAUAGCGAAUUAAAGUGAAUUAAAGUAAAGCAGGUUGUCCUCUAAUGAGAAGAAUGGUGGCUCAAUCCUCGGCUCCUCCAGUCAACACACUGAAGUAUCUUUGGGCAAGAUAGUGAACCGUGUGAUGAGCGUGUGAAUGGUUACUGGGUAGCAGUUGAAAUGCGCUACACAAGUGCAGUCCAUUUAAAUUGUUAUGUGUAACCCCCUGAAACCUGGCUCGACAUCAGUUUUCUUGUGCUGCAUUUAGAUGCCUAUCAUAAGCUAUUUGGCCAUCUGAAACCUAAGCAAAUAGGUGUGAUUUCUCAGGAAAACAAAGGGAAAAAGGCAAUUAGCAAUUAAGAAAGAAAUGACUCACAACUUGGAAAAAUAAUGGUCAGAUGAAAAUUACCUAAAAAAUAACAGAAAAUUAUCCGAAAUAAAAGGAAAAAAGUCUUGAAA
This is a messenger RNA of Plectropomus leopardus (leopard coralgrouper), 1521 nucleotides long. The record is from RefSeq and is a predicted model, not a curated record. Lineage: Eukaryota; Metazoa; Chordata; Actinopteri; Perciformes; Serranidae.